Molecule: messenger RNA, 3657 nt
Organism: Pocillopora meandrina
Lineage: Eukaryota; Metazoa; Cnidaria; Anthozoa; Scleractinia; Pocilloporidae
Source: the annotation of a GenBank genome assembly
AACAAUUCCAGAAUUAAUUUCGGCUCGUGAAAACAGUACGUAGGCACGAAUAUCGCUACUAACUUGUUUAUUUUCCUUUUCCAUCUCCUACCGGCAUUCACAUUUUAUUGAAAAAUCCACUGUUUUAAUUUUUGAUGGAAGGAAUUUCUGUUUCCGGCAGGAAAUUCCUCGACGAAUGCUCUAAUUCGUGCGUGACACAGUGAAGUUAGAUCCCUAUGAUCACCUAGUCUUUUCUCGCCUGUAACCAAGAUUUAUAACUGAAAUUAUUUCCUCAACAUUAUCACAACUACGUUAUGUUUCACGACAAAGAAGACGAAGAUGCAGAACGUGAAGUAUCAGCUAAAGAACAAGUGUUCAAGAUCAUAAUAAUCGGCGACAGUGGCGUCGGAAAGACUUGCCUCGCUCAUCGAUUUUCCACGGGGAAAUUUCCUGAAAGGACAGAAGCAACAAUUGGGGUUGACUUCUGGGAGAGAUCGCUUACAAUAAACGGGUCGAGCGUUCGGGUGAGUUGAAAUGCUUAUUCCAGCAGGUCUUCUUGCGGUUCUUUGUGCUUGUGGAUUAAUUCCUUUUUAAAAUCUCUCACAUUUCACGUCUACUUCGUGUACUUGGAAUGUCGCGUCGUGAUUUCUGUCUUGUUCGGUGUUUCUCGAUAAAGUUUCAGGAUACAUGCAUGCAUUAACACAGGAAACAAUACACUUGGUGCAAUUACUCAUAAGACGUGAAUGGAUAGAUCUUGCAACAUGGAUCAACCAAUCAUUCUUAUAAAGCAUUAGAGAUGAGUAGCUUUCAAUAAUCCACUUUAAUAAUAAAUUGUUUAGAUUCCAAACCAACCAGAAGAACAUUAAAUAUGCUGCAUCAACAGCAAUAAUUGUUAUCAAGUGCCUUUCGAACUGAGAUUCACCCAGAUGGAAGGAUAGACAGCCGGCUUGAAUUAUUUGUGCUAAAAUUAAAGGUGCAUGGAAGAUCCUUAGCCAGGGGAGAUUUCACUGUUCCUCACCAUCCCAGAUUGUGCCAAUAUUCCACAAGGAAAUUGCUAGGUAUCUGUUGGUUCGAAAUUUGGUUCAGACUGACUCCAUCAAUAAGCAUAUCAUGACUACUACUUUAUAUCUUAUUCAAGAUUUUCUUUUGUUUCAUGAAUAUGGCUGUCAGUGCCUAUGGGCAAGAUGAAGCAAAUCUUGUGUUCUACUCUUGUGUUGCUACUCUCACCUACUUUUGGACAAUUUUGGCUAUGGAGUCAAAUAAAAUGGCAGAAGGGAAUCUAAACAAAGAAAAAAUAAACAAUUUUUGUGAGUUUAUUGUGCUAAAAAAAAACUGGCAUUUUCCGAGCACUUGAAAAUAAUCAAGUCAUUCUUGAUUCUUAAAACUUUUUGCUGUAUAAUAAAUUGUUUAUCAUCCAGUCAUCUUGACCUCAUGCUUGGUCAAUGAUAAAUGUGCAUUUUAUCCAUCCUGCAUCUCAGUUCACAAGCUUUUUUGGCUUUUUACAGCCUUGCAAGCACUCAUUUAUGGCCUUCUUAUGGCAAUUUUUCUAUAAUUUUUUAUCAUCAACAACUCUCUGGGACAUACAUUUCAUACUAAAAUGACUAAACUUUUAAUGUGAUUGGUUGUAGUUACAAAUAUGGGACACUGCUGGUCAAGAGAGAUUUCGUAAAAGCAUGGUUGUUCAUUACUACAGGAAUGUGAGUGCUGUUAUUUUCAUGUACGACAUCACAAGGGAAGGCUCAUUCAGGGCUUUAGAAACCUGGUUACAGGAAUAUGAUCAUUAUGGACUCACUGAAAUUGAUGGUGAGGGCUGCUCAGUUCCGAAACUUAUGAUUGGUAACAAAUGCGAUCUUAUUCAUGAGAGAACAAUCAAUUCAAACGAAGCAAGAAAGUUUGCUGAUCUUCACAAUAUGCCAAUGUGGGAAAUUUCAACCAAGAAUGAUGAAGAACUGGAGACAAUUGAGUCCAUCUUUAUAACUCUUGCUCACAAACUCGUUAAGUCCAAAACUUUUAUGGAUCGGCCACUUCGUUAUACAAGUGAAGAUUCCAAUAGCGAAAGCACCAAAUCAAAAACUAGAUCAGGAAGAUUCAGAGGUUCACAGAAGAGAAUUAAACUCAAGAAUCAGUCAAGAGAACACAGGAAAAAUUGUUGUGAAUCCACGUAAAUUGAGACUUUGAGUUAAGUUUGCUUUCAAGCUCUGAAGUUUGCAAUAGUUUUAGGUUGUAAAAAUUCAAUACUUGUGCUAUGAAGUGUCAAGCAGAAAAAAUAUUUCCUUUCAAUGUUCCAAAUUCAGGGUUCAUAUUCACAGUAACAUUGUUGUGGGGUUGUCUGUUUUUGUUAGCUGGGGUUAUAAUUAAAUUAUCUUAAGAUUUGCCUUUGGUUUCUAAGUAAAAAUUAUCUCAUUGUGACUGUGAAAUAAUAAGCAUUCACAGGCAAGUGAACCUAGAUCAUCAUUCACUGGUGAUUGACUGUUUAAUAAUUUGAAUGUUCAGUGUGAGCAUGAUUUAUGUCAAACCACAUGGUCCAGUUAAUUAAAAAGGCUUUCUUAGGUUACAGUUUGAGUCCAUUAUGGGAUCUCAAUAUUUCAAGUGUGGUGAAGGGGACUAUAUUAUGGGUCACUGAAGAACUCAAAUGUUUUAUUUAGCAAUAACUGUUAAGCUUCCUUUAAUUUUUUUCUCAAAAAUCCAUGUCUUUUUUUUUAACUCAAGAAUAAAAAUUCAAUGUUGUUCAGGCUGCUGAACCUUUUUGAAAUAACUGGCCCAAUAUUUCUCUUUGAUUGGUACACUGAAACAAGAACUUACCAUAAUUCUAUUACUACUUUGCGUUUAUCUUGAAAUCAAACUUCCAUCUUUUUUUUUAAUUAUGCCACCAAAAACAUUAGUUUACAGAUAAAAGGAAUAGUGCUAUUACGUGAAACAGAUAUACAAAUAAGCUGCAGGACAUGAUUUAGUAUUCAGUACACCAAUAGCACAAACAGUUUAAUUGAUUAACUUGUAAAUAACUCUCACAUUAGAUUUCAAAACAAGUUAUCAUUCCAGUGGAGAUUUACAGAUUAUGUUAAUUGUUUUACUAGAUAAUCUCCAAUAUGUCUUUGGAUAAUUCCCUAAAAGUAAGAAUUGUAUGCUUGAAACUGUAUGCUUUUAAUAGUAAAAUUAACCUAGAGAUAUUUAGUAAUUUCACCUCCCCCUACAAAAUCAAUAUAUUUUCUAGAAGUCAGUUGUGGAGAAUAAAGGAGAAUAUCAUGCAGGAGACAUAAUUUGAUUGAACACUGCAUUCUCAGUACUGACAUUAUAAGAAAUAUUUUCAGACAGGAGGGAGAAUUGAUGAAAGAGUUUUUGGGAUUUGAAAAAGUUAGCUGCUCCUUGCGUUAACAAAUUGUUGUUUGUUGGUAAUAAUAGCUUCAUCUUUAUAAGUAAUAUAUCACUUCCUAAUAUGAAGUAACUCAGGUAAUGCUAUGUUAUAUUUACAUUGUAGAUUUUAUACUUUUGGUGCUGUUCAAAAGUAUAAAUAACCAUCAACAAAGAUCAAAUAAAAAUUAUUGUCAAUAAUUACAUAUUUCAUAAAUGAAAUUUUAAAAGGAGUAACCAUGAGAGUUGAAUUAAAAGAUUAAAUCCAUUACAUAUGUAUCAUAGCUAUUUAGGAAAUUAUAAAUUUGUUUUAAUUAAAUGAUUUGCCAU